Molecule: messenger RNA, 2707 nt
Organism: Paramisgurnus dabryanus
Lineage: Eukaryota; Metazoa; Chordata; Actinopteri; Cypriniformes; Cobitidae
Source: RefSeq, a predicted model, not a curated record
GAGCGGUGAAUCAAAAACUCAAUUUUAACUUGAUAAUUUGUUAUAUAAGAGGUCAUCAUACUUAAAUGAACAUCCUGCAAGUUUCAGAACUGAAAACGUCCGUGUUACUGAAAUAUAACCGUUUUUGGCACCAAGCCAGCCAAACACGCCAGUGAGGAAUUCGGAAAUCAAUGACGUCAAAGUAGAAUUGAAACACCUCCCCAUAACCAAAAGGACACGUCUACUUUUGUAGCCCCGCCCACAGCUUCGCUUGUACGGAAGUAACACACGAGACGAAUCACCACCAGACCUUACACAGCGUCUACUCUGAAAACAUGCCUUUAAAAAUCGCCAAAGUUUGUGCCGUACCUGGCUGUGGGAGAACACAGUCGCUGCAUAGCCUUCCUUCGGAGCCUAACAUUCGAAAAGAGUGGUUAAAGUUCGUUUAUAACGAAGUUCCAGCUCGCGUGGGGAAGAGUUUUAGUGUUUGUUCACUGCAUUUCUCGCCUGAAUCCUUUGUAAACAAGACACAGGUCGACUCUGGAUUUGCAACGAGACUGAGAUUGAUAAACAAUGCUGUUCCAACUAUAUUGGAUCCUACAGAAACAGCGCAUCAAUCUAAUGUCCCAACAAAGCAGGAUGUAGCUUGUCAAACAGACACACCGAAAUGCACAUCUCACUCAACACAGCUGUCGUUUGGAACAUUGGGUCCUAAAUUCAGAAGCAAAGGAACACAAACCGAGGCUGCAGUCAAAAGUGUUGGUGUUUCAACCACUACAUCUGCUGAAACUUUCCAACCUUUUGUUUUGCCACAUUUCACCUCAACACCAUUGAAGGAUUUAAGGCCAACAAAAAGAGCGCGCCUUGAACUGGAAGGGGAGGAAACUGAUUCAUUUGAGGUCACUGAUCAGCAUGACACAACAUACGAGCCUGCAGAGUCGGUCACCACUGUCACAGAGUCAUCACAACUUCAAUGUACAUCAACGCAGGAGGAUGCAAAAUACAUUGUAUUUGAAAACUGCCUCCUGCAACUCUUUGAUACCUGCCCAGUGUGCUUGAGGCGCUGUAAUGUUUGGCCACGAAGAAAAGGGACUUUUGUUGCAAUAGAUCAGCUAUGUCCACACUGUCAAUACUUCCGUCAAUGGAAAAGCCAACCUGUUGUUGGGAGCACACCUUUGGGCAACCUCCAGUUAUCUGCUGCAAUAUAUUUCACAGGUGGAUCGUUCUUCCAAUUACAAAAGAUAUUCCAAACAAUGCGUGUCAGGAGCAUUACCCACAGAACCUUCCGGAAGCAUGCCAGUAUGUAUCUUGAACCAGCAAUAAUCUACACAUGGAAGAAGGAACAAGAAGAAGUGUUGCAGGAGCUAAGCCAGGGUGACAAAGUUAUUGUGGGUGGUGACAUGAGAGCAGACUCACCAGGCCAUUCAGCAAAGUACGGCAGCUACACUGUUAUGGACCUAAAGAACAAUAUCAUAUUGGAUAUGCAGCUGGUCCAAAGCAAUGAGGUUGGUGGUAGCUACCACAUGGAAAAGGAGGGACUGAAAAGAAGUCUGGAAUUUCUGGAGGCACGUGGUGUGAAGAUUGACUGUAUUGUUACCGAUCGUCAUACACAGAUCCAGAAAUUCUUGAGGGACCGUAAAGUGACGCAGUUCUAUGACGUCUUGCACCUGGAAAAAGGUUUGUCAAAAAAGUUGGAAGUAAUCGCCAAAGACAAAGACUGUCAAGUGGUGAAAAAGUGGCAGCGGAGCAUAAGAAAUCAUGUCUAUUGGACAGCAGCUUCUUCCAAAACAGCUGAGGAGAGAGUAGCGAAAUGGUUAUCUAUGGUUAACCACAUUCAAGAUGUUCACGUCCAUGACACCCCAGCCUUCCCACGGUGUGAACAUGCAACACAUGUAUCAAAGGACCCCACCAAGUGGUUUCAACCAGCAACUAAGGCACUGUACACCGUCGAGAAGCUUCUCACAAACAAGAGAAUGCUGAAAGAUGUUGAGAAACUCAGCCCUCACUUUCAAACUUCGUCUUUGGAAGCUUUUCACAGCGUAAUUUUACGCUUUGCUCCCAAAAACGUUGUUUACCCUUACAUUGGAAUGUUAUGCAGACUGUACCUGGCAUGUAUGCAUUUCAAUGAGAACUCCAACCGUCCUCAGGCUAAAACAAAAACGGGAAAGCCAGUGUAUAGGCUUUUGUUUCCCAAAGCCAAAAAGGGGGAAUACUCCACACGUCCAUUAAAGACACAGGCAACAUAUUGCUAUGUCUACAGAUUGAUGGACUUCCUGUUUGAAAAGGUGAUCCUUGAUCCUGUUCCCUACAUGGAGGAGAUUCACAAAAUCAAGGUCCCAGAAACACUCUCAUCCCAGUAUGAGAGACCCUCCAUGGAAGAAGCCAUCUCGAGACAUAAAUCGCGGUUCAGUCAAGGGGAGGCCUAAAUCCAACGUAACUGCCUGCCGCGUCAGGAAACUCUUGCCGUAUACGUUGGACGACGCAAGAUGGGAUAACAACUCUGUUACUCCUGCCCAAAUAGCCCCAGCACCAGCUCACAAAACUUCUGUAUGCCAAGUGCCUGUAACGCCUACAGUAAAAGAUAUAAACAAAGUCAGAGGCAUUGCAUUAUUUUAAGCUAUUGUUGUAAUUUACAGAGUUUUUAUAUUUUGUUAAUUUAUAAUAAAACUUUUAAAACAUUGCUGCUUUUUUAAUAUAUUUUUAAGACAAUAAAGUGUGUUUACUUUUA